UCUAUAACAAUAUAAGAAGCGAUAUUUGUAACAAAUUUAUUGUUGUAUGUAUUAAGAAGUUCAUCUUUUCUGAAUAGAUUUAAGACUAUAAUGUUAUAAUAUAUUUAUUAUUCAAGUAAAAUUUCUGGACAAUCUGUGUUUUAUAAUUUCUAAAGGAAUGUAAAUUCAUUAUAAAAUUAAAAUAGAAAACAUUGCACAUUGAAAAUGGAGGUGUCUAAUAACACCGACGCUGUAAAUCUUGGCGUUGGUGAAGUCGAAGCAGAAAUUGGAGAAGAAUUAAAACAGUUAGAAGAGGGUAAAGAUUAUGACACUCGAAGCGAAGUAUCUAGUUCUUCAUCAAGUGAUUCAAGUACGCCAAGCAUAAGUACAGUCAGCAGCAAUAAAUCUAAAGUUAGACGUGCUAAUCGUAAACGUACUAAAUCUGACAGCCAUUCUCCUGUUCAGACCAAGCGACGUUGUGUUACUUCGACUAAUUCAAAGAUCAAAACCUAUGAUUAUAUGACAAAACUAAAUUACUUAUUUAGAGAUACACGGUUCUUUCUUAUAAAAUCAAACAAUGCCGAAAAUAUAACACUGUCAAAAGCAAAAGGUGUAUGGUCAACUUUACCCCAAAAUGAAGCAAAUUUAAAUCAAGCUUUUAGAGAAUCUAGAAAUGUGCUACUAAUAUUCUCUGUUAAAGAAAGCGGUAAAUUUGCUGGUUUUGCUAGACUAGCAAGUGAAUCUCGUAGAGAUGUCCCUCCAAUAUCUUGGGUACUUCCUCCUGGACUUUCUGCAAAAGUUUUAGAUGGAGUAUUCAAAGUGGAUUGGAUUUGCAGAAAAGAACUGUCUUUUAGCAGUACACUUCAUUUGUACAAUCCCUGGAAUGAGGGUAAACCUGUGAAAAUUGGCAGAGAUGGUCAAGAAAUCGAACCUAAGGUUGCUGAAGAAUUGUGUAGACUAUUUCCUGAAGAUGAGGGCAUAGAAAUGACACCCAUAUUAAGAAAAUCUAAAGAGGCUUCUAAGAAAGCUUAUUUAAAAAGCGGGGGUAGCUAUAGGACAUACAGAGCACCUUUGGCCUCCAGAGGAACAAGCUACAGAAAUCGAAUGAAUUCAUCUUCAAGAAGUAGAAGAAAGCCCUUUAUUUCCCCCAGGAAUCGAUUAGGAUCUUCCUCUUUUAAGAGGAGAUCACCAUCACCAUAUAUGAGAGAUCGAUUACCUUCAUGGUAUGCACGUAACCGUGAAACUUAUAACAAUACUGGCUCUGCCGCAGCAGAAGCAUAUGUUGCAGAAUACAUGCGCUCUAUGCAUCAUCAACUGCCUCCAUUGCCAUAUGUACCUCCACCUGGAUUUAGCGGGGCUAUUGCUACAUAUGAAGGUUUGCCACCUCCACCACCACCACCCAGAUACUAUGAUUUAGCUGAUUAUCCUCGUUCAGUCCUUGUUUAUGACAAAAGGUCAUAUGAACGUUCAGUAGAUGAAUUUUUAUGGCGAACCUCUGACCGCUCACAUGGUCGCAGUCGGGAACGUGAAUCACAUAGAUCAUAUAGAGAUCGUCGUUAAAGUAAAUAUACCACCGAUGUAUUAAUUAUUUUAUGAAUGCUAAUAAAAAGUUGUGUAUGAA
Messenger RNA from Vanessa tameamea, 1600 nucleotides. RefSeq names its product YTH domain-containing protein 1 (gene Ythdc1). Gene Ontology annotation, molecular function: N6-methyladenosine-containing RNA reader activity; mRNA binding. Gene Ontology annotation, biological process: regulation of alternative mRNA splicing, via spliceosome; mRNA splicing, via spliceosome. The coding region runs from base 205 to 1539 and encodes 444 amino acids. Gene Ontology annotation, cellular component: nucleoplasm. The record is from RefSeq and is a predicted model, not a curated record. The transcript has a single exon. NCBI's taxonomy places the organism in Eukaryota, Metazoa, Arthropoda, Insecta, Lepidoptera, Nymphalidae.